Messenger RNA from Sorex araneus (European shrew), 948 nucleotides. RefSeq names its product olfactory receptor 52L1. Gene Ontology annotation, cellular component: membrane. The record is from RefSeq and is a predicted model, not a curated record. Lineage: Eukaryota; Metazoa; Chordata; Mammalia; Eulipotyphla; Soricidae. Gene Ontology annotation, biological process: G protein-coupled receptor signaling pathway. The transcript has a single exon. The coding region runs from base 1 to 948 and encodes 315 amino acids. Gene Ontology annotation, molecular function: olfactory receptor activity; G protein-coupled receptor activity.
AUGAUAGUACUUAGUAAUUCCAGCUGGAGGUUACUCCAGCCUUCUUUCUUCCUAGUUGGAAUCCCCGGUUUAGAGGACAUACAGCACUGGAUAGCAGUGCCAUUGUGUGUCCUUUACCUCCUUGCUCUAAUGGGAAACAUCACCAUCCUUUUCAUCAUCUGGACUGACUCAACCCUGCAUCAGCCUAUGUACCUUUUCCUGGCCAUGUUAGCUGGCAUUGACCUGGUGCUGGCUUCAUCCACUGCACCCAAGACCCUGGCAGUGGUCCUGGUUCAUGACCAUGAGAUUGGGUACAUUGUCUGCCUAAUCCAAAUGUUUUUCAUCCAUGCAUUUUCUUCCAUGGAGUCAGGUAUACUUGUGGCCAUGGCUCUGGAUCGUUAUGUAGCUAUAUGUUAUCCUCUACAUCAUUCUACUAUACUGCAUCCCGGACUCAUAGGGCGCAUUGGGAUUGUAGUGUUGGUGCGUGGAUUAAUCCUGCUUAUCCCCUUCCCUAUCCUAUUGCAGAGACUUAUCUUUUGCCAGAGCACAGUGAUAGACCACGCCUAUUGUGAACAUAUGGCUGUGGUAAAGCUUGCCUGUUCAGAAACAACAGUGAAUAGAGCUUAUGGGCUGGCAGUGGCACUGCUUGUGGUUGGGUUUGAUGUCCUGGCCAUUAGCAUUUCCUACGCCCUUAUCCUUCAGGCAGUGCUGAAGGUACCAGGGGGUGAAGCUCGACUUAAGGCCUUUAGCACAUGUGGGUCUCAUAUUUGUGUCAUUUUGAUCUUCUAUGUUCCUGGAAUGUUCUCUUUCCUUACUCAUCGCUUCGGACGCAAUGUACCUCAUCAUGUCCAUGUUCUUCUGGCCACUCUCUACCUUCUUGUACCACCUGCUCUCAACCCUCUUGUUUAUGGUGUGAAGACUCGGCAGAUCCGCCAACGAGUACUCAGGGUAUUCUACAUAAAAGGAUAG